CCGGUUCCAAAGAACGACACGUUUGCGAAUCGGACAUCGCUGAUCAGAAGAGGUGCGGCGCUUCAACUUCAAAUAGGUGUCAAAACAGUGUCAGUCACCAUCUCACACCUGCAGGAGGAUUCGACGUGACAGACCUGGACGCUUUCAUUUCUUCCCACAGUUUACAACAUUUACUUUUGCUCUGCGCUGAGGAUAUACAGGAAGAGGUGACCGCAGAUUUCACUUUUGCGCUCAGAUUGUUCUUCCCGUGUCUCUCAGCAUGGCUUCAACAACCUGCACCAGGUUCACCGACGAAUAUCAGCUGUAUGAAGAACUGGGAAAAGGAGCCUUUUCUGUGGUGAGAAGAUGUAUGAAAAUCUCCACUGGUCAGGAAUAUGCUGCCAAAAUCAUCAACACCAAAAAGCUGUCUGCCAGGGAUCACCAAAAACUGGAACGAGAGGCCCGAAUCUGUCGUCUACUCAAGCAUCCUAACAUCGUGAGGCUCCAUGACAGCAUAUCAGAGGAGGGUGUUCACUACCUCGUCUUUGAUUUAGUCACAGGAGGGGAGCUGUUUGAAGAUAUUGUUGCCAGGGAGUACUACAGUGAGGCCGAUGCCAGUCAUUGCAUACAGCAGAUUCUAGAGAGUGUUAAUCAUUGUCACUUAACUGGCAUUGUACAUCGAGACUUGAAGCCAGAGAAUCUUCUCUUAGCCAGCAAACUGAAGGGCGCAGCAGUGAAACUGGCAGAUUUCGGUCUGGCUAUCGAGGUGCAGGGAGACCAGCAGGCCUGGUUCGGGUUCGCUGGAACACCAGGUUAUCUGUCUCCUGAGGUGCUGAGGAAGGAGCCGUACGGCAAACCGGUGGACAUGUGGGCAUGUGGUGUGAUUCUUUACAUCCUUCUUGUGGGUUACCCUCCUUUCUGGGACGAAGACCAACAUCGACUUUAUCAGCAGAUCAAAGCUGGUGCAUAUGAUUUUCCCUCUCCUGAGUGGGACACAGUGACACCAGAGGCCAAAGAUCUGAUCAACAAGAUGCUGACUAUAAACCCUGCCAAACGCAUCACAGCAGCUGAGGCCCUCAAACACCCCUGGAUCUGUCAACGCUCCACAGUGGCCUCCAUGAUGCACAGACAGGAGACGGUGGAGUGUCUGAAGAAAUUCAACGCCAGGAGGAAGCUCAAAGGCGCAAUCCUGACAACCAUGCUUGCUACACGGAACUUCUCCAGCAAGAAUCCGUACAAGAAGCCUGAUGGUGUUAAGAUCAACAACAAAACCAACGUAAUCACCAGCCCUAAAGAUCCCGCCCCCUCUCCUGCUCUGGAGCCUCAAACUACUGUUAUCCACAAUCCCACUGAUGGAAACAAGGAGUCAUCAGAGAGUGCCAACACCACCAUUGAAGAUGAGGACAUUAAAGCGCGGAAACAGGAGAUAAUUAAAGUCACAGAGCUGCUGAUUGAAGCCAUUAAUAACGGAGAUUUCGAAGCGUACACGAAGAUUUGUGACCCUGGACUGACGUCUUUUGAACCUGAAGCUCUGGGAAACCUGGUGGAGGGGACGGAUUUCCACAGGUUCUACUUCGAAAACGCUCUCUCCAAAGGCCACAAACCCAUCCACACCAUCUUGCUGAACCCUCACGUACACCUGAUCGGUGAGGACGCGGCGUGCAUCGCUUAUAUAAGGCUCACCCAAUACAUGGACGUCAACAAUAUGCCUCGCACCAUGCAGUCCGAGGAGACCCGUGUCUGGCACCGCCGUGACGGCAAAUGGCAGAACAUCCACUUCCACCGCUCCGGCUCGCCAACUGUGCCCACCAAGUGAGUUAAUAUGGCCUUUCCCGUCAGCUGAGUGUCCGCCCAACUCAUCCACGAUCUUCACAGUUUGCUCGACUGCACCAGAGUCUUGUUUACAUCCACUGCUGGACUGAUACCGAGGGCUGGAGAGUGGUUCAUAUCAGGAUGUGUUUGUAUGCGAGUACAUGUACAUGUGUUGAGUAUGCCGUUUACACACUAGACUCAUUUAUGUGAAAAGCAUGUUCUUACUUAGUACUCUAAUCUUUUUUAAAGGGUUGCGUCUUUUGUAUAACAAAAUAUAUGGAGCCAUUUGUUAGUAAUCUGUGGUGUUUGGGUACAGGGGGACUGCAUUUCAGAAAAUAAUUAUUCAGAGUUUUUUGUUGUUGUUUUAAUUGGUGCUGUCAAUUCGAUUAAUUGCGAUUAAUCGCAUAUAAACAAAAGUUUACAUAGACACACACACACACACACACACAUAUAUUAUAUUAUAUGCAUACAGACAAACCUUUAUGUUAGAUGCAAUAUGUAAUCACGAUUAAUCGAUUUGAAAGCACUAAUUUUAAUUAAAUUUGUCGUUAAUGACAAAUUCAGAAUGGCAGAUAAUUUACUUAUUUCUCAAAAUGACAAAUAUAUGAGCUUGCUUAUGGUUUUCAGUGAUGUACAUUUCGUGACGUUAUGUGAAUUGCUAUUUCUGCUUUACACUUUGGAGUAUUAAUAGUUUAUUAUUAGCACAGAUAGGAAAUCCAAAAAUCUGACAAGCAGAAAUGUUUAGUUUUAUUUUCAUUGUCAUGCAGACAACUGGAUGUGGAAAACGAAUGUAACUCACACUGUACUAUACCAGACACGCUCAAUCUGUAAAAAACACAAAGCCAGAUAAGUUUUUCCUUCUUUUUUAAAUGAAUUGUGUGAAAUGUAGUUUUAUUGCGGUAUUUUAAUUGGGUACGUUCUCCAUUGUGACUGCUUCUCACUGGAAUUUGCGGGACUCCUCAAGGAAAAAUCGACAAACAGCUUUAAUGAAUAGUGCAUGAUUUUCCUCUCAUAGUCAUCUCUCAUACACAUCAGAAACCUUCCCAUCCAUUUCUUAUAUGAUCCUCUGUUUUGACAGAUAUAGCAAACUUGGCAAUGGUCAAGCAGAAUAAAUUCAUCAAAAUUCAUGUUAUACACACAUAAUUUGUUACAAAACACCCUCUGGGUUUGCUUUAGUUUCCUCAUACAACAUUAUAGCAUAAUAUUACUGGAGGACUUGAUAGGUUUCUAAAUACUUUAAAAUGUCUAAUAAAAUGUGUGAUUUCUGCAAAA
Messenger RNA from Ctenopharyngodon idella (grass carp), 3063 nucleotides. It is a transcript of the gene camk2d1, whose product is annotated as calcium/calmodulin-dependent protein kinase (CaM kinase) II delta 1. Gene Ontology annotation, cellular component: neuron projection; cytoplasm. Bases 260 to 1795 code for a protein of 511 amino acids. Gene Ontology annotation, biological process: protein phosphorylation. Lineage: Eukaryota; Metazoa; Chordata; Actinopteri; Cypriniformes; Xenocyprididae. Gene Ontology annotation, molecular function: calmodulin binding; calcium/calmodulin-dependent protein kinase activity; ATP binding. The transcript has 20 exons. The record is from RefSeq and is a predicted model, not a curated record.